AUGAGAGAAAUUAUCGGUAUCCAAGUUGGGCGAUGUGGAAACAGCAUUGGAACAAAGUUCUGGGAAGUGAUUUGCGAAGAGCACGGCAUCAGACCUAAUGGUACUUAUCAUGGUACUUCGGACUUACAGAUAGAACGUAUCGGAGUGUAUUUUAAGGAGACAAGGGAGAAUAAAUAUUUUCCCCGUGCCGUAGUUGUUGAUUUCGACCCAGAUUCAUCGAAUAUGGUGCUUCAAUCGACUCAUCGAUCGCUAUUUCUUGCGAAAAAUUCUGUGUUUGAUAGACAUAGUGCUAGCAGCAGCUGGGCUAAGGGAUUUUACGGUGGAGGAAGAAAAUUUAUUUAUCAGGUGUUUGACGUUCUUCGAAGAGAAGCAGAAAAGUGUGACAAUUUGCAGGGUAUUGAUCUAAUUCACUCCCUUGGAGGUGGUACAGGUUCUGGACUUGGAGCGCUUAUCAUCGCCAAUGUAUCCGAACAUUAUCCAAAGCGUUAUAUAUCAACAUUUUCCACAUUCCCGUCUCUCAAAGUGUUGGGUGUUGUAACUGAAUCGUAUAAUACGGCGUUUUCCUUAAAACAACUCACCGAAAAUGUGGAUAUGGCGCAUUGUAUCGAUAAUGAGGCGCUUCACAAUAUUGCUCGUCGUUUGGGGAAUCGAAGACCAAAUUAUGAUGAUCUUAAUCAUUUAGCAUCGAUGGUUAUGUCCGGAAUAACCAGUUUUUUGCGCUUCCAUGGAAAGAUGAGAUCUGAUUUAUGUAGACUAUUUAACAGCAUGAUUUCAUUCCCGAGGCUUCAUUUUCUGACGCCUAGUUUUGUUUCGAGGGAUGUUGGCAAGAUCGCUUUAUGCGGAGUUGAAAUCGAUGAUUUAAUCAAACAGGUGCUUCACCCGCAUAACAUGUUUGCCGCUUGUAACCCCGGACAUGGUCGUUAUCUGGAUGCUUCCGCAAUCUUCCGUGGGCAAAUAUCGUUGGGUAUGGUUGAAAGUCAGAUUUCGAGUGUUCGAAAUACAUUGAGCCCUGAACUGUUCCCGAAUAACCUCAUCUUAAAUGCCAGCAAAUUGCCUGCUCUUGGGACUAAAGUCAGUGGUACUCUUCUUGGCAAUACUACUGCUAUCAAAGAAGUGUUUACCAGAAUCGAACAACAAUUCGAAACAAUGUUUCGACGCAGGGCCUUUUUCCACUGGUACACAUGCGAGGGAGUGGAAGAAGCAGAAUUUAUGGAGGCGAGGGAUUAUAUGAAGGGUUUGAUUUCGGAAUACAUAAACUGUGAGGAAUUGAUGUAUGAUGAAAGUGCUUAUGAUAUGAUCGAUGAUUAG
Cercopithifilaria johnstoni is the source of this 1308-nucleotide messenger RNA. NCBI's taxonomy places the organism in Eukaryota, Metazoa, Nematoda, Chromadorea, Rhabditida, Onchocercidae. The record is from the annotation of a GenBank genome assembly.